This is a messenger RNA of Iphiclides podalirius (scarce swallowtail), 207 nucleotides long. The record is from the annotation of a GenBank genome assembly. NCBI's taxonomy places the organism in Eukaryota, Metazoa, Arthropoda, Insecta, Lepidoptera, Papilionidae.
AUGAAGGUCAUAACAUGCCAAAUAUGGUACUCGGGGACCCUGACCUCGCCGCACAUGGUCUCGGUAUUGCAGGCGUCUAUGCAGUGCGACCUCCCGCCGCGUAUGAACACCUGCCGCGUGGGGCACUUCCUGCAACAGGCGGAGAGCUCAACUGAAACUGGUUACCAUUUUAGGACGGACUGCGCCCGGCUGUACGCGAUAAAGGCG